UUAACUAGGAUGGCGUCUGUGGUGUUGCGGCAAUUUCGAAGGGAAUAGUGAGUUUUGAAAAUUUUGACAACGACCUCGAGAAUGGCAGAUAAUCAACAAAGUAGAUUUGAAAAGUCCCUUGGUCUAUUAACGACUCGUUUUGUUACUUUAUUACAGAAAGCAAAGGAUGGUGUUCUUGAUUUAAAAGUAGCAGCUGAUAUCUUAGAAGUUCGACAAAAACGACGAAUUUAUGACAUUACUAACGUUCUUGAAGGUAUUGGACUCAUUGAAAAGAAAAGCAAAAAUAGCAUCCAAUGGAAAGGAGCAGGUCCAGGUUGUAAUACUCAAGAAGUUGGUGAGAAAUUAACCGACUUAAAAGAUGAAAUAAAAAAACUAGAAGAUCAUGAACAGUUAUUAGAUAUGCAUACUCAAUGGAUUCAACAAAGUAUUAAAAAUAUAGAGAAUGAUUUAAUUAAUAGGAAAUAUGCAUAUAUUACUUAUGAGGAUGUUAAAGAAAAUUUUCCUGAUGAUUUUGUAUUAGGAAUUCAAGCUCCACCUGAUACAGAAUUAAGCGUACCAAAAUAUAUAACACAGACAUCUGAAGAUGAUGAGAAACUAAAUUAUGAAAUGUUUCUAAAAAGUAGUUCUGGAGAAAUUAAGGUGUACAUGAUUCAACCAGAACUAGCUAAAACAUAUGAUAAUAAAAUAUUAGAAAUGAGACUACAAGAAGAAGCAAAAGGUACAAAAAGAGGGAAAGAGGAAGAGGAGAAAAAGGAGGAAGUUAAUGUUAAACCAAAGAGAAGAGUUGGAAGGCCCCCAAAAGGAAUCAGUAAACCUGACCCUGUUAUAUCUGAUGAAGAUGAAGAGGAUGAUGCAGAAUUAAUAGAAGCAAAGAUAGUACUUCGGGAUGUUAGCACUUCAGAUAUUGCUCAAAAGGACUUAGAGUUAUUUGAUCAAAUUUAUUCUGACAUUUAUGGACCAUUAGUAAGAUUAAGUCCUCCACCCAGUGAAAAAGAUUACCAUUUUAAUCUUAGUGAAAAUGAAGGAAUUUGUGACUUGUUUGAUAUUACAGCAAAAUGAGUAACAAGUUAUAUAGUUUAAAUGAUUGAAUGAUUCAGACUGUGCCAAUAAUGUGCAAAAUUGCAGAAAAAUUUGUUGACAAUUUCUGAAGGCUGUUCUGUGUAUAUAAUUUUAAAGAAUGGAUAUGGAUAACGAUCAUUGAAUACAUGCAGUAUUUUUUUAUUAGUAGAAAUAAAAAAAUAAUACAAGUUAUAAAGAAAAAUGUUUAUAACAAUCAAUUUUGUUGCAACUGUGUUUAAUUAAGUAACAGAAGCUCCAAAUAUUAACAGAUUCUUUAUAAUCUAUGACGCAUGAUUUAUUUCUAUAAGUUUAUUUACAAACUUUAUCCUUGUAUGCAUUCAAAAUGAAAAAAUGUGUUUUUAUUUAUAGUUAUUACAUACAAGGAAAGUAUCAAAAAGAUAAAUAUUUUUAUGAACGAUAUAUUAUGUCCAAAUUAGCAUUGUUUUUAUAAGCUUUGUACAUGUUUUAUUGAAUUACGUAUGAUUUUUUUUACGUAUUUGUUUAGAUAACAAUUAUUUGAGGUAAUAUAAAAUGUACAUUCGCUGUAUAAUUGUAUGAAUUUGUUCUCUUAGACCAUAUAUAAGAUCAUCAUGAUUUAUUGUAAAUGAGUACAUGUGUAUCUGUACUCUCUUUAUAAUAUACUUUCCAUGUUGUAUAUUGUAUGUUUGUUACUGCAUUCAAUGACACUAAUUAAGUUUGUGAAUAUUAUAGUUAUUUAAGAAAAAUAAAUUUAAACGGAAACAAA
Bombus pascuorum is the source of this 1804-nucleotide messenger RNA. RefSeq names its product transcription factor E2F4-like. The record is from RefSeq and is a predicted model, not a curated record. Gene Ontology annotation, molecular function: DNA-binding transcription factor activity, RNA polymerase II-specific; protein dimerization activity; RNA polymerase II cis-regulatory region sequence-specific DNA binding. The coding region runs from base 82 to 1059 and encodes 325 amino acids. Gene Ontology annotation, cellular component: RNA polymerase II transcription regulator complex. The transcript has 7 exons. Lineage: Eukaryota; Metazoa; Arthropoda; Insecta; Hymenoptera; Apidae. Gene Ontology annotation, biological process: regulation of transcription by RNA polymerase II.